CUUAUUGAUUUGAUUUGAAAACUUAUUCAGUACUAUAGCUCUUAUUUUACCCUUUUCACAGAGACGUAUAACUCAAGGUAAAAAGGGAAAAUGAUCAAAAUCAUUAGAAUCUUCCCGACCGUUACAAGAUCAGUUUUAAUGAACUUUAAUUUAACUGGUUUUCAUGACUCUGUUUGUCCGGCGCCGGCGUCACUCAGGUCACUGUUUUUCCACAACAACGCAGUUGUUAGAGGAGGCUUUGCAGCAAAGUUUGUUGUAAAAAAUGUUAGAACUCUGUCUACACAAUUGAAUAAGAAAAAUGCAUCGAAAAGGUUGUCUAUUUCUAGAUUAGACUGUUAUUUAACUCUGCAAUAUAGCCUACAUAAUAAUGCAUUUAUUAUAUUAUGUUAUAUAUUAUAUAGGCAUAGGUGAUUAGUGAUUUGUCAUUGAAACCCAUUUUUUAAUUAAAGUUAAAGAAGGCUAAUUUUAACAUUUAAAUUUAACUAACUAGUCUAAGUAGCCUAGACCUAGGCCUAAACUCUACUGAUUACUUAGGACAGAACUUAUCAUCACUGGUCAUCAGUCUCAGUUCUCUCAGUCGUAUGCCUACUCUGAUAUUGUCGGUUGGAUUAACAAAAGCCAAGCCUAUUCAAUACUGUCUUCGUCUUAGUCUUAUGCUUACUGUUACAGUAUUAGCAUGAUAAUUAUUAUUAAUAAAUAAAUUAAUGUGACUUUUAGUAAAGAAUAAAGUAUUAUUAUUUAUUUCAAAUUCUUCACUACUACAUUUUUUCACAUAUUAUUAAUUACGAAAACUCUUGAAACCUCUCCUUUUGGAAAGGCACCUCACAUGCGAAUGUAAAAAGAGUGUUUCAAAUCCGGACCCACUUUAUUUUCAUAACUCAGAAAACAAAUUUGCAUUUGCUUUAUUGAAAUUCACUGCUGUUAUCACGUCACUGAGAACAUUUUUCAACUCAUCAGACAUGGUUUUCAGUAGUAAGGCUUGGCGAUGAAAAGUAAUAUGUGUCAAUAAUGUUUGAGGAUUUUGCAUAACAAAAUUUUGAAAAGCAGAACGGCUUUCAAGCAUGGAGUGUCGUCAGUAUCCACACUAAUGAUUUUUAGACAAGCAUUUAUGUUCUGCGAAAACACUCAUGUGUCAUCUGGCCUGCAUUUGUGCAAUCGUUUGGCUUAGCAUUUAAAGAAAAAAGAAGUAGACAUCUUUGUUUAUUGAGCAGGGGUGCUUUGUUUAAAAGUGUCUCUUAACUUGCUUGUCUUUAGACAAGUGGAUGCCAAUACAUCAGAACAUAUGAAAUGUCAUAUCUAAUUAUCUUUUUUUGGAGGGCAUUAUACUCUAAAAAUAUUUUGUUUGUUAAAAUUUUAAAUAUAAAUAAGUAAUUAAUAGUAUUUAAAAAUUAAAAACCAGAUUCAAUAGGCCAUUUAAUUAAGAUAAUGGAACAUCCAAUGUAUAUAACUAGCAUCAUUUAGUUGCGGUUCUCAAAAUUUAGUGAAUAUACUAAGUCUCAUGGUAACUUAAUUGUAUUCCUCCACGUGACAUAGUAAGUAAGCAGUGGCAAAAAUUGCAUAUAGCCCAAAAUUUGUAUCUAAUUGAAAAUAUUUUCAAACUACAUUCAUGGAUUCAGUAUUUUGGGGAAAUCAUGCGAGUGCACUGAAGAAGUUGUAAUAUAGAAAAGUGGGGAGGUCACAAAAACUAAGGAUUUGAAUGGCUUGACAAGUAGCAGUAAUUUAUGUUAAGCAAAUCAGCAGAGCAACCAUCCAGGAACAUAAGGUUAGAAGUAUUAAUUAUGUGAAUAUUCGCUCUAUUUUCACCUGCUGUCCCAAUAAAGACAAUAGAUUUCUUUUUCAUUCAACUCUUACAUUAAUUAUGUAAUUAUUUUUUUUGUGGCAGAAAUUUCUAGUCUGAACUUUGUUUUGUUUUUUAACGCAGUCUUCACCUCCUUCUCAAAAAUAGAUGGCACAGUUUUAUUUUUUAAAACUCCCUUAGGGCUUCAAGUAUUUUUAUUUUAUUAAGUUCUUUUGUUCCUUGAGGUUUGCUCCAAUUAAAAAGGUGACAAAUCAAGCAUAAUCUAUAUUAAUGAAAUUUUAACAAAUUAUAAAUAAACGUUUUGCAGCAUUAUAUAUUUAUUUGUAUAAGGGGAGAAUCAUUGUCAAAACUGAUCAUAAAGGAAAUAGCCUAAAUAAUUCAGAAAUCCUUGUCAUAGUUACUAAUUAGACAUUGACUUAAGAACAUAUGUUUAUUUAAAGUUCCUGUAAUUAGCUAUUUAUUUGAAAGUGUGUUUCUGUUAUAUUUUAAAGAAGAGCUUGUAGACAUAAUAUAUAAUUUUUAGAAAUAUCAAACAUUUUGAUCAUUUAAAAUAACUUUUAUCCUCUACAACAGGCCUGCACAACUAAAAAUGUAAGGUGGCCGUAAUUCUUUAUGAAAAUUUUGCGUGGGCCAAAAGAAAAUAGUAAAGGACUUGUGCAGGCCAUGAGAUAAUAGGACAAGUGGGAAAACUAUUAAGAAAAUAAUAAGAAUAAAGAAUAUUUGUUACUUCGCGGCCCACAAAGUGGGUGCUGGUGGGCCGUAUGUUGUGCAGGUCUGCUCUACAAAAUUGACACUUAGAAUUUUGUUAUAGGCAGCUGAUUUUGAAAAAAAAUCUUAGGAAAGUAUUUUAAGAGAAGUAAAUAUGAUUUAUAAUUUGUAAUUUUACUAAACAGAAUGUCCACCGAUGAUGUCUUUAAGGGCCUUGAUGAAAUCCAAAUUAAAUUAAUGGAAGAGGAAUGCAUAUUGGUUGAUAAAGAUGAUAACAACAUUGGAUCAGCUUCAAAGAAAGUGUGUCAUCUGCUAGAAAAUAUCAACAAAGGUCAGUGGCUUUUUUUCCACUUGUUUCGUUGUUGUUUUUUUGUUGUAAUUAUAAAAUUACCCAUUAGUUAAUCUGGCUUGCUAAUAAUGACUGAUCAAAAAUUCAUCAAAUGAAAUAUAUGGUCAAAUUUUUUUUUUUUAUGAACAAGUACCAUUAAGUAACCCAGUUAACAUGAAUUGACCAAAUUCAUUUGUUUAUUUCAGGAAUGUUGCACAGAGCAUUCAGUGUUUUUCUUUUCAAUUUAAAAGGAGAAUUGCUUUUGCAACAAAGGGCAGAGGCUAAAAUAACAUUUCCAGGUUAGCAUUAUCUGGAUCAAAGUACAAAGUCUGUUGUGUAUUGGUCAGGACAUCCUUUCUUCCUUAACCUAAUGACUCCCUAUCUCUUUUUGAAAAUAACUUAUAUUUAUUAAUAAGAUCUUAAUACUUUGCUUUUAUUUUAUAAAGACCACUUCACAAAUACAUGCUGCAGCCAUCCUUUGAAUGUGCCUUUGGAACUGGAAGAAGAAGAUGCAAUGGGCGUCAAGAGGGCAGCACAAAGGAAACUGGCACAUGAGCUUGGUAUUGAACCAGAACAGGUCAGGUAGAUUUAUUUUGUGUUUUAUUAUUAAAAUAGAUCAAGUCUGAAUUAUGGAGUUUUGUUAAGAAAUUAACACAACCCUUUACUGACCACAUAUUUUUGCCAGUUCCUAGUGAAAAAGGGGAUUAAAAGAAGGAACUCUAACCAUGACAGCUGUAUGAAGGGGAACUAGAAAGAUGUUGUCCCCAGAAAGCAAAAUUAUUAAAGAAAUGAGUGUAUGUUUCUAACCUAAUUGACUAAUGAUGAUAAAACUAGUUGAAAUUGUUCUAAUCUUUUUUAUCCUGGUCUUACCAGAGUCUUCCAUCAUUCAUUCUUAUAAAGAAAUGGGUAUUUAUUUGUAGAAUAUGACUCCAUAGCACUCAUAGAAACCUUUGCUUUCAUAAUUUGGUAAGUGUAGCAUUAGUACAGGCCUUAUCGAAUCAUUCAUUACCUACUUUUUUCAUAUUAUCUGGCGAUAAUGAUUAUAAAAUAAUUAAGCAUCACCAAUAUAAAAAAAACUAUGCUGCUAAACUUACUCAGUCAUGGCAUAAUUCUUAUUUUAUAUUCCUUAACUUCUUACAAUAAAAUACUGCAGUAAAUGAAACAUUUUAGAAUUCUUGUUAAUUUUGUCCAUGAUUUUUCUUACAUCUUAGGUCCCACUAAAUGAAUUUCAUUAUCUGACACGCAUCCUGUACAAAGCUGAAAAUGUCCCAAAGGAUAACAAAUGGGGUGAACAUGAAAUAGAUUACAUUCUUUUCAUUAAGGGGGAUGUUGAUGUGAUACCCAAUCCCAAUGAAGUGAAAAGUUAUAGAUAUGUGUCUCAGCAGGAACUCAAAGAAAUUGUUGGUAUGUUCAGCAGAUAAUUUUAACAAUGAGACAUUUUUUUUAUUUUCUUCUUACUAGUCUUUAAUUAUUUUUUUUUACAUUAAGCAAUUUUCUAUAUAAAACUAACAAAAAAUAAAUUAAGUACUGUAUAAUUCUUUUAUUAUAGCUUUUGGAUUGCUUUAGCAACAUCAUCAGAAAAAACCUAGUGGUCUUUUAAGAUAAAAUUUAAGAAUUUUACUCAUAGCGCAAUGAUCAUACUUUUUGUCCACUUAAUUUACAUACAAAUUUUAAUUGUAUUGCUCAAAUUUUGUUUUAUUUCUAGCAAAGAUGAUUAAAUCUAAAAUGUAUUUCCCCAUCAACAGAGAGUGCAGACAGCAAAGGAUUAUUACUGACACCAUGGUUUAACUUGAUUGUUACCAAUUUUCUACAAAAAUGGUGGAAUAACAUUGAUGAUAUUGAAACACAAGCUGACAGAGACACUAUCCAUCGCAUGUUAUAACAGGAAGUUUUUAAUAAAAAUUUUUGAGUAAAAUUGCAUUUAAUACGUCAUGUUUUUUUUUAAAAUUUUACUUACAAAAUAUUUUUAAUGUAUUUAAAAACAAUUAUAAUAUAAUUUAUAUUUGAAAAAUAAUCAGAAUCAAGAAUCAACUUAAUUCACCCUUGAAAAGUAAGAACUAGAAUCCCAUCCUGACUGCCCACAUGAAUAUUUUAAUGUAUUAAAAUUUUAUGCUAUUUGCAAUUGUAAAUGAAUUUUUAUAUAAAACUAACAUGUUUGCAAAGUAAUAAAUAAAAUGUGUAUAUUCUUAUCUACUUUUGUAGAUGAAGAUUUAUGCUAUAAAAUAAGUGAACAUUUUCUGUUAAUUUUUUUUAUUUGUUUCUAUAUUUAUGAAACUCAUAUCACAAGUUAGUCUUAUUUUAUAUGAGACAUUUUUUUCUUUUGUACUGCAUGUAACACUUUCUGAAUCUUUACAUCUAUUGCAUCUAAUACUGACAAUGUGUCGUUUUUCAACGCCACAGUCUUUGUGCAAUGAUGUCAUCUUUAAAGUUUAAAUAUACUGAUGAUAACUUCUGAUCAAAUAUAUCUUCUUCUUCUUUAUUUUAAGGGCCCACGAUCAAUGAAUUGAUCAUUCUGGCUCCUAUGUUUCAGAGGGGUUUGCAAUGUUACUGUCCAUGGGUUUCAAUGGGAUACUUCACUGGUUGCAAGGGCGACUCAGCAGUGGUGUUAUGAACUGGGGGUUGGAAUACAGGAGGCAAUAGACACAAAUGUCUAGAGUGUAGCCGCCUCAACUGUUGCUUUUGGAAGCUUGUUCCAGUCCCCUAUUGUCUUCGGCAGCAUAUUUUGCCAAUAUCAGUGUUAUGGUAGGCCAUACAAUACUGGUAUGUCUAUGACUCUUUAUAAAAAUACUGAGAAAUUUCAGCUGAAUUAAAAAUGACACAUCCUAAGUGGGCUUGGUACUUAUUUUUCUCAAUUAGAAAAGUAUCAGUUCUGGACAGGCAUAAUCAAUAGAAUAUCUAGAAACUUUGUAGAGUGGAAAACGCACUAGCUGUUUUCACAUUUAAAAGUUACAUAAUUAUGUUGUGACCAAUUCAAAUUAAGAUUAGUUCCUUUUGCUUUGUAUUACUUUAGAUAGGCACUAUGUCAUGUCAAGCUUUAGUGAAGUGCAUUGUAAAAACAAGAAGUCUACUUUUGGUAUGUUGAUUGCUUUCAGAGUAAUAAAUACAGGAUCUCAUAGAUGUUUUUUAUAAAAAAGAUAUUAAACUUUAAUAAAUUAAAGACUUUGAAUCAAGCAAAC
Messenger RNA from Lymnaea stagnalis (great pond snail), 6010 nucleotides. NCBI's taxonomy places the organism in Eukaryota, Metazoa, Mollusca, Gastropoda, Lymnaeidae. The record is from the annotation of a GenBank genome assembly.